UCACGGACGUGAAACUGAUUGCACAAGUGCGUCGCCGUGUCGCAAGUGACAAGUGACGCUGUCGUUUUACGUCUGCUGGUGACGAAGGAAAUGGCAACAAUGGCCGAGGAUGAUACUGCAACUGCUAUUGCUGAUGAACAGGUUGAAGGGACCUUCAGUGCACUACCAGAUGAGGUGCUACUCUCAAUAUUCCAGCAUUUGGACAACCAAGAUAUUGUAUUUUCUGUAGCCAAAGUUUGCAUGAGGUGGGAAAAGCUGGCAUCUGAUCCAGAGUUAUGGAGUGAUCGAUUUGUCUUUUACGAUUCAAUCAAAUAUAGUGCAUUUACAGCAACUAUGCAUAUUGCUAGUAAACAAAUUAAAUACUUGCAUUUAGGUGGUCAUGAAGCUAUGGAGGAAGAAGCUACACAAGCAUUGCUGUCCUCAAACAUUACUGUAUUAAAAAGGCUAAGCUUUCUUGGGACUUGUCGUACAAACCCAACUAAAGUUAUACAAAUUUUAAACAAGUUUAGGUCAAAUCUUGAAUCAUUGACAUUGUGCAUUAAUGAUGAGCUUGUGUCUUUCGGUACAGACGAAAAAACUUGCUAUGCCAUGAAAGAUGCACGCCCUGGACUUUUAUUCAAUUUGAUUGGAGGUAUGGAAAAUCUCAGACAUUUAACUUUGUAUGGAGGAUUCAGUACAAAAUGGUACUUUGAUGAAUUUCUUCAAUCCGCUGGUUGCAAUAAAAUAGAAACACUGGACCUGAAAGAUUUUGAGGAAUUGUCUGAAAAUUUCAGAUCAAGCAGAGAAUUGGAUGUAGUUCAGACUCUUAUUAUGAAAAACAAAGAUCAUCUCCAAUCGCUUAAGUUGCCAACAAUGGGUGCCUCUAGUUCUGGUGUUCAAAGGUGUGUGCAUAAAUGUUACAAAUCUCUCAAAAAUUUAUCCAUUAAUAUGAAACUACUAAUCUCAUAUCACAAUGAGUCACUUAAUUUAAAUUUCCUUGAAUUGAAUGGACGAUUUUUGCAUGAUAGAGAGCUUGAGUCAGUCGCUUUUCUGAAUGACAUUAGCCAAUAUGGAGACUUAUUGCACAGGUUAAAUGAAUUAAAUUUGAAUCAAUUUGACAUUGUAGAAGAAGACAUGUUUUCUAUUCUAUCAAAAUAUCUGCAUGACCUCAAAAUUCUAAGAAUAGAAGGAAAUUGGCUCACUUCAGAAAAUAUUAAUGUCAUCACCAAAAAUUUGCCUUUGUUAGAGAAAAUAUGUGUGCGCAACUCAUACACUGUAGCAGAAAAGCAUAUGAUAUCAUUACAUUGCCCAGUGUCCACUUUGAAUGACAUUGGCUUUGAUGAUAUAUAUGACAUGGAUUGCAUUUAUGUAGCAACAAAAUUUAGGACAGUUCCUCUCCUAGAUUAUUCUGUAAUUUCAACUGGCUGUGAGUGUCGUAAGAAUUUCCUUAGCAAGAAAGAACUCAAAUCUGAUCUUGAUUCUAAAGCCUUCAGUCCCGAAUCAUUAACUUUGAGAAUGAUACAACUGUCUUUGAGUAACAACUUAGACAUAAAGUUUUUGUCUAAAUUCUGGAAGCCUGGUGAUAAUGACAGAAGUUUUCAUUUUGAGCAGUAACUUUCUACAAUAGCCAUAGAUAUUCUCACUCGAUGUCUUCUCAUUUUCCAUUAUGACAAUAACUUUUUCGAAUAAAAAAUAAAUUAACAAUCAUUACUUUAUUUAAUUGUUCAACCUCAAUUUCACACUCUA
This is a messenger RNA of Thrips palmi, 1725 nucleotides long. RefSeq lists its product as uncharacterized. NCBI's taxonomy places the organism in Eukaryota, Metazoa, Arthropoda, Insecta, Thysanoptera, Thripidae. The coding region runs from base 91 to 1593 and encodes 500 amino acids. The record is from RefSeq and is a predicted model, not a curated record. Gene Ontology annotation, molecular function: protein binding. The transcript has 2 exons.